UUUCGAUUCCCUCUUUCCCCUCACAGUGGACAUUGACCAGAGAAUCUAUAAGAGCCCUUCGAUUCUCCCCACUGCCAACAAUUAUUCCAUUGUUGCAUUCUAUGACAUAGAGCACUUUCCAUACUCAUACUUCCGAAAAUUAACAACUGCCUUAUCGACUCGAUCGAUUAUCAAUUCUGCCCCGCCAUCUGAUUUAAACUGCGGCCCGCCAAAAGUCAGCCGCUGUCGUCACCCACGGUUGAAUCUAAUCAUCCUUCCAUCUCAUUCAUCCAUACUUCGUACUCCAUCCCGAGUCACAACAGUCAGUCACCCUUAUCUGCCUUCGGUCCCCUUUCAAGUCAUCCUCUCCUCCAUCAUAUCGCCCUAUCACACAUGUCUCGCUACGGCGACUACCGUCGCUCCACGGGGGCUCUUGACGAUGACCGCUACCCGCAUGAGCGGCGGGAGCGUCGCCACCGUCACCGUUCGCGCGCCCCCUCGGUGCUUGAUCGCCCCCGCCGAUUCGAAGAGGAUGAACGUUUCGAAUACCGCCUCCAGGAACAAGACCGCUACGGUCCCCCUGCUCGUCGCCCCGACAUUGUUUACCAGGACGAUCAUCUGAUCCACCCGUCUGGUCCCCUGGUUGCCUACGAUCGCCGUCGUGCGGAGAGCCCUCUGCCUCGACCUCGACUUCUCCGGCGACAAUCCUCCCUGGACACAUUUGAUCGGAUCCCCGCGCGCAAGUUAGACGAAUACUACUACAGUGACCGCCCUCCUAGACUAUCUCCAAGCCCGCCACCCCGCCGUGGAUCUUACCAUCGAACCCGCGAACCCGACUACUACGAGGAAAUCAGCAUUGCGGAAGGGGACUAUGGAGAGGAAGAGUACCGGGGCUUUCGCGAACGGAGCGUGGGACGUCCCCGUCGCUCGGCAAGUCGUUUUCGUGAGAGACGAGUGGAAGAAAUCGAUGUGGAAAAACCGUAUCCUCGGAAAGGCAAGACUCGCAUGCCCCGCAAGAUGGUUCAUACCACUGCGAUCCGCGAGCUUGGCUACCCGUAUGAGGAAGAGGGUAAAAUGGUUGUCAUUCAGCUGGCUCUGUCCAAAGAACAAAUUGAUGAGGUCAUUGGGAGAAGUCGCGAGAUCAAGCGCCUGACCGAGACACGCGUUAUCCACACCAGCUCGCCAUCCCCAGUUCGUGCCCGCCGUCGAGACAGAACUGUGGAGCGAGUUCCCAUGGAGGCCUAUACCCCUCGGACCAGCCAUGACACUCUUAUCAUCGAGGCGUCGCCGUCGCGGCAUCGAUCGCAUUCGCGCCACCACCAUUACCACCACCCUCAUGGUGAGCUUCUGGAAAAAAAAGUGACCAGGACUGUAUCCCGCACCCGAGAUAUUUCGGUGCAUGGACGACCCCGUCGUCGAUCCUCGCCAGUGCGCAGAUAUGAGCGUUACGAGGAGCAACCUAGCAAGAUCCACGCGGGGCCCCUGGCAGUCGUGGUGCGCCCCCGCGACAGUGACGAAGACCUGCGGGAAUAUGCGCUUGAGCGACGUGGCAGCGGAGAAUAUGUCCGAGACACGGAGAUCAUUGGGGAUGGGGUUGCGGAGGAGAUCCAUGAAGUGAAGAGAGAGCGCAGAGGUCCCAGUUCUCGUAUGAUGCGUGCGAUGAUGGCGACAUUGACGUAAUCUGGUUGUUCUUGCUCCUUUGACGCUGACUUACGACUUAUCGAUUACCCUUUCGGUGUUUCUUAUUAUGAUUGUGAUCUUCUUUUCCCAUGCUGCUCUCCCCUUUGCUUUCUUAUCAUGUACUAUAACAGCUUGGCUGUGUUUCUUUCUGUAUUAUGUGACUAGCCCGGUUUGACGAUCAUUUGGCGAAGAUAAUGACGACUAAGCGAGCAACGAUGACUAUAAACCAAUACUCAUGACUCAUGGACAAUCAA
Messenger RNA from Aspergillus japonicus CBS 114.51, 1913 nucleotides. RefSeq lists its product as uncharacterized. Lineage: Eukaryota; Fungi; Ascomycota; Eurotiomycetes; Eurotiales; Aspergillaceae. The annotation marks the transcript as partial. The record is from RefSeq and is a predicted model, not a curated record. The transcript is spliced from 4 exons.